AUGAUCGACGGUAGAAAAGUUCUAGUGGUAGCGUUACAAAUUGUGAUCCUGUCCGUGUAUUGUGUGACACCCGAGCAACACGAUAGACUGCCGGCACUGUACGAACUCGACGACUGGCACAGCUGUGACAUAGCACCGGAAAGGGAUUGGUAUUGCAUUGUGCGUGUAAUACUGACAGGCGAUGCAGUGACCGGUUCAAGUUCCCAUUUUGAAAUUAAUGAUCUUCAGCGAUUCCGAAGAACGCUUCUAGAUAGAGGACUUUGUUUGACAUCUUCACAAAGAGAUGCAUCUAAUGUUAAUGCCGCAUUAAGAAGCAACAGUUUUCCAACAGCGUGGAACAAAUUCGACCGAUAUGUGUUGAACCGCUCGUACUUUCCUCCUGCGAUGCAUCCGGAUGUGCGGACGGAGCUAGCCGCGAGUGAGGUGAUUAAUCGUCGAAUAGCGUCACAGUACGGUGGACUGUCGGCGUACACGGAGAUAGAAUACUGCUUGAAAAAUGAUCCAAAGCCGCAGUUUGAGCAAGCGAUAACUGUUGCCCUGGCAAUGACACUCGUGCUUGGCUGUGUUCUGCUACUCAACGCCCGUCGCUGGCUCGGGAAAGCGUUUGCACCUCAAACGGAGGCUAAAUCGAUCAAGCAGUUCGCAUUGUUCGAUGCGUACAAAUGUUUCGGCUCGGUUGGGGUAGUUAUUGCGCACUGCUGUCUUUUCGGCCCAUUUCUGAUGCCGAUGAGUAACAUUGAACGGUUGGAGGAAUCCAUAGCUCAUCCGAACGUGAAAGUGUGGCGGCUCCUUUGUCCCUUUCUGAUGCUGGCUUUCUUCACGAUGAGCUCCAUGCUGCUGACGGUGAAACUGUUGCACGCCAAUCCCACGGAUCGACCUACAUUCGGUGCGAUCAUUAUGAAUCGCUUGAUAAGACUGGUGCCGCUCAAUCUGCUGAUGGUCGCCUUCGCCACGUUCGUGUACGAUCGCUUUAUCGGUGGUGGGCCGCUCGGCGCGCGUCAGCUGAUCAUGGAGCAAGGUUUUUGCCGAUCGACCUGGUGGAUGAACGUGCUGUUCAUUUCUAACUUCAAUAUGCACAAACCGUGCCUGCCAGACUCGUGGUACGUCAGCUCGGAUUUGCAACUCUACAUACUAAUUACCCUCGCAAUAAAGGCAAUGUUCAGAAUACCAAAACACACCGCUCUGAUCGUUGCAUUCAUGGCUGCGAGUUCCUUCCUAGGGCCCUUCCUCACUGUACUCUGGACUGAUUUUGAUCCUGUAGGACCGGUUAAUCUGCACGAAAUGCGUUUCUUUUUGCUCGGGAGCGAUUUCAUGAGUAAGCUUUACACACCCUUCUACAACAACCUUGCCUGGAGCGUCUGUGGCAUGAUAGCCGGGAUCGUAUAUGAUCGAUUUCAACGAACUGAUCCUCAUUCCGGAACACAACAGAAGAUAUUGCAUCGCUUAAAUCUGGCCGUUAUAAUUUUACUGGUAAUGCUCGGAUUGUCCAUUUCUGCAACGAUCGCGGCAUCUAACGAUGAAUCCCAAAACAACCGUUUGUGGUUAGCGUUUUGCUAUUCCACAUACAAACUUUUAGGUGCAUCCCUCAUCGCUGCUCUUUUCUUGCGCAUUUUACUGAUAGAAAAAGAGAUCGCCAUCCCACCGAUCGCGAGAAUUGGUGCCACACUAUACUACUGCGUUUACUUCAUUCAUUUCCCGAUCAUGCGCAUCGUUUAUUGCAGUGACAUUGUUAAGGAGACAACAGUGACGACGUUGCUUUUGCUUCAAAAAGCAUUGAAAGUGUACGGAAUUACGUACGUACUGUCCGUGCUGCUGCACUACACGUAUGAAAAUUCAGCAAUCAAGCUGCUGCGACGCAUUUUCUUCGGACGAGUUUAA
Messenger RNA from Anopheles marshallii, 1878 nucleotides. RefSeq names its product regulator of hypoxia-inducible factor 1-like. Lineage: Eukaryota; Metazoa; Arthropoda; Insecta; Diptera; Culicidae. The record is from RefSeq and is a predicted model, not a curated record. Gene Ontology annotation, molecular function: acyltransferase activity, transferring groups other than amino-acyl groups. The transcript has 6 exons. The coding region runs from base 1 to 1878 and encodes 625 amino acids.